Messenger RNA from Fusarium keratoplasticum, 612 nucleotides. Its product is annotated as CBFD-NFYB-HMF domain-containing protein. The transcript has 4 exons. Gene Ontology annotation, molecular function: protein heterodimerization activity; RNA polymerase II cis-regulatory region sequence-specific DNA binding; DNA-binding transcription activator activity, RNA polymerase II-specific. The coding region runs from base 1 to 612 and encodes 203 amino acids. Gene Ontology annotation, biological process: regulation of transcription by RNA polymerase II. Gene Ontology annotation, cellular component: nucleus; CCAAT-binding factor complex. The record is from RefSeq and is a predicted model, not a curated record. Lineage: Eukaryota; Fungi; Ascomycota; Sordariomycetes; Hypocreales; Nectriaceae.
AUGUCGGAUUCCCCCCAAUCCCCUCCCAAGGAGGUCGACCAAGGUGCACAGUCACCCGAGGACGAAGCACAAAUGAACGAGCAACAAGACCCACAGGCCGCAAACACGGCGGGCUACGAAUUCGAGGGGGUUAAAGAACAGGACCGAUGGUUGCCCAUAGCCAAUGUCGCCCGCAUCAUGAAGAAUGCCCUGCCCGAAAAUGCAAAGAUAGCCAAGGAAGCCAAGGAGUGCAUGCAAGAGUGUGUUAGUGAGUUCAUCUCCUUCAUCACCAGCGAAGCAUCGGAGAAGUGCCAGCAGGAAAAGCGCAAGACUGUCAAUGGCGAGGAUAUCCUCUUCGCGAUGACAUCUCUGGGAUUUGAGAACUACGCCGAAGCUCUCAAGGUGUAUCUCUCCAAGUAUCGCGAGCAACAGAAUCAGUCAAACCGCGACAGAGUCAUGGAAAACACCCCUUGGGCCGGCGGCAUGAUGGGCGAUGCCAAGGCUGAGCCCGGUGCUGUCGGAAACGAGUUUGCCCCCGAAGGCGCAAACAGCGUCGAGGGCGCCGGUGAUCCUAACUACAUCUAUGGGUCGCAGCCUGGCCAUAACGGCGCUGGUGCUGGCGAUGGCUACUAA